AUGGCCCAGAAGCCAGCCUUCGCAACCCCUCCCCCGGCGGUCCCGGACGUCGACAUCUCCUUCCCCCGGCCCCAUGUCCUGCUCAUCACCCUCAACCGGCCCCGCCACCUCAACUCCAUCCCUUCAGAGCUCCAUUACACCCUCGCGAGCCUCUACGACUGGUACGACGCCGAGCCGUCCCUCCGCUGCGCCGUCCUCACCGGCACCGGCCGCGCCUUCUGCGCCGGCGCCGACCUGAAGGAGUGGAACGUCCGCAACACGUCCGGCAAGCCGCCGACGCCGUCCUCCGUCGGCGCCGACCCGACCCCCGUCGUCGUCACGCCCUCCGACGCCCUGGGCAACCCGGGCGAUAAGUGGCGCCCGUCGGCCGGCUUCGGGGGCUUGUCGAACCGCGGCGGCAAGAAGCCCGUCAUCGCGGCCGUGAACGGGCUCUGCCUGGGCGGUGGCAUGGAGAUGAUCAUCAACGCCGACCUGGUGUACGCCUCGACCAAGGCCAAGUUCGGGCUGCCCGAGGUCACCAUCGGCGUCAUCGCCGUCGCGGGCGCCCUGCCGCGGCUCAUCAAGUCCGUCGGCCGGCAGCGGGCGUCCGAGAUGGCCCUCAUGGGCCGGUCCGACUACACGCCCGAGCAGAUGCUCGCCUGGGGCCUCGUGAACCAGGUCGUGCCGCCGGACUCGCUGAUGGAGACGGCGCUGGGCGCCGCCGAGACGAUUGCGCGGAACUCGCCCGACUCGGUCAUCGUCUCGAGAGAAGGGCUCAAGAGCGGGUGGGAGCCAAUGGGCCCCGGGGAGGCGACGGCGGUGGUCGACCAGGGCAUCUACCGUCUGAUGGAGGCUGGGGAGAACAUGACGGAGGGGGUCAAGAGUUUCGUCGAGAAGAGGAAGCCCGUUUACAAGGACAGCAAGUUGUAG
This is a messenger RNA of Colletotrichum destructivum, 909 nucleotides long. Its product is annotated as Putative enoyl-CoA hydratase/isomerase, ClpP/crotonase-like domain superfamily. Gene Ontology annotation, molecular function: enoyl-CoA hydratase activity. Gene Ontology annotation, biological process: fatty acid beta-oxidation. The record is from RefSeq and is a predicted model, not a curated record. The coding region runs from base 1 to 909 and encodes 302 amino acids. Lineage: Eukaryota; Fungi; Ascomycota; Sordariomycetes; Glomerellales; Glomerellaceae. Gene Ontology annotation, cellular component: mitochondrion. The transcript has a single exon.